Molecule: messenger RNA, 799 nt
Organism: Manduca sexta (tobacco hornworm)
Lineage: Eukaryota; Metazoa; Arthropoda; Insecta; Lepidoptera; Sphingidae
Exons: 3
Coding region: 185-799 (204 amino acids)
Source: RefSeq, a predicted model, not a curated record
UCAAAAGACUAAGCUAUAAUUAAUUUAAAAAUUACAUACGGAAAAGCUGUGGAAAAAGCGAUAUUUUGCUAGAUGCAAAGCAAGCAUAGAUAGAACUAUAAUUAAGUUCUUUAGUUUUAAAAAAUAUACAAUAAGCAUUAAUAAAAACUAAAUAUCAAAUUAAUAUACGCGUAUAACUUUAGUUAUGGCAUCCAAAGUCAUGGUUAGUAAAUCGGUGAGAAUUCUGUUUGAGAAUCUGGGAUCAUCGUCCUCAGAGGAUCCACCGAUGGAAGAAUGGUCAUCUAUGAUCGAAACGUUGCUUACUGACAACCCUAAAAGGGCAGCGUACGAAGAGGGUCUGUACGACCCUGGCAGUGGAGAGAUAUGCGCUAAGUACAUAGAACUUUCAGAUAGCACGGUUUUACGUCAUGUUUAUUAUAAUUACCCCGGUAUUAAAGAUCCGGGUAUCACUGAUGCAUUGUUGCAACCAGAACCUCAGAAAAUAUACGACUACGACGGUCAAGAGUUGUAUUUGGAUUUAUGCGAUCAGAUGAACGUGGUUCCUGUAAGAGAAUUCUACAGGGGAUUGCUCAAGGAAGCUAUUGAUUUGAAGUACUAUGGCGUGAAUUCCGUGGGUGUGCGAGCAAUGACUUUGGCUUUGGCCAAUAAUAAGUACGUGAAGAGAUUGGACCUCACCGGCAGUUUUCUGAGUCUUGAUGCUUGCUACCACCUCGGCCAGUUGCUGGGCGAUAGUUUCGCCUUAAAGGAACUGGUUUUGUGUAAUUGCAAGUAUGUGGUAGUGUGUUACUGUGAUUCAUAG